GACAGCGACUAUUUUGGGCCCUACAACAAACUUCAUAUACUCUUUCCCCCUGCCAGCGAUUUCGCAGUCGGGCCCGCGUUCUUCCAGGAUUCCCCACAGGCUCCUGUCACCGCCGUGUUCGAAAUUUUUCUGGUGGACAAACCACUUUUAAUCCUGGAGUUGAGGGUUCCAAGCUACCGUGAUCUUCCGUCAACACGUCAGGUGGUGGACGAGGAGAUCAGGAAUCGCAUGCACGAUAUGGCUGCCGUCCUGCCCUUAGAUACACUCCAUGCUAUCAGUGCGUUGGGAACGAAGUUAUGCUUUUACAGCGUAGACACGCGGUGUAGCUCUGCAGAGAUUGUACCUGCUGCCAUCUCACACCACCCUACCGAGAUGAACGACCCUGCACCGGCUGAUCGUUGGGAUUGUGACAUCUUGGAGCCUGCUGGUGAGGAGCGAUUGCGUCUCACUGUAAAUCGGAUCAUGGAGGAGUGCGCGGCUCUCAACAUGUAAUGGUUGAUUCAGCUGGGCAUGUGUAUGAAAGGGUAUGUAAUAAUGCAAAUUGGAUCAAUGUGUGGGGAUGGAUGUGUCCUUUCCUUCGAACUGCUCAACGCGCCGCGUUUGUUCUUUGCACACCCUCUUAUAUCACUCUCGUAUAAAUGGCAUCCUCCUGCCCGCCCUCAUCUCCUGUCUCCCCUCCUCACCCAACACACUGUGCCAAAUCGAAACGCCCAAGAGGACAACUCGAAAUUAGAUGGGUGCCCGUGCCGGGGAUGCGAAUGGGGACGUCGCCCAUGAGGUCUGGUACCAAGUGUUGAAGAGGCGGAAGGGGAAAUAUAGGGCCGGAGCAUCGAGCUGAGUCCACCCCUUCAGUCAUUUUUGAGUUCUUCACAGCACUGACUGUAUCACU
Messenger RNA from Pisolithus orientalis, 889 nucleotides. RefSeq lists its product as uncharacterized. The annotation marks the transcript as partial. The record is from RefSeq and is a predicted model, not a curated record. The transcript has 2 exons. NCBI's taxonomy places the organism in Eukaryota, Fungi, Basidiomycota, Agaricomycetes, Boletales, Pisolithaceae.